This is a messenger RNA of Zerene cesonia (dogface butterfly), 1544 nucleotides long. Its product is annotated as gelsolin-like. Gene Ontology annotation, biological process: actin filament severing; actin polymerization or depolymerization; barbed-end actin filament capping. The transcript has 11 exons. Bases 42 to 1088 code for a protein of 348 amino acids. Gene Ontology annotation, cellular component: actin cytoskeleton; cytoplasm. Gene Ontology annotation, molecular function: phosphatidylinositol-4,5-bisphosphate binding; actin filament binding. The record is from RefSeq and is a predicted model, not a curated record. NCBI's taxonomy places the organism in Eukaryota, Metazoa, Arthropoda, Insecta, Lepidoptera, Pieridae.
AUGCAGUUUCGCUUUGUAUUCGAGAGAGGACGGACGUCACGAUGCCUGAAGUGCACCCAGCCUUUGCUAAUUCCGGGAAGGUAGCUGGUUUGGAGAUUUGGAGAGUGGAGGACUUUGAACCAGUUCCAGUCCCAAAACAUCAGUAUGGAAAUUUCUAUUCCGGCGACUCCUACAUUGUGUUGAAGACCACAGGCAGCUCGACCCUCACAUGGGAUAUCCACUUCUGGCUAGGCUCCAAGACGAGCCAGGACGAGGCAGGCGCGGCGGCCAUCUUGACUGUGAACCUGGAUGACGAGCAGUUCCAUGGGGAUGCUGUGCAGCAUAGAGAGUCCCAGGGUUACGAGUCGAGGCAGUUCUUGGGCUAUUUCGAACCAGCCAUAAGAUACUUGGAGGGUGGACAUGCGUCGGGUUUCAACCACGUGACAGUCAACGCUGGUGCUGAGAAGAGGCUAUUCCAGAUUAAAGGAAAGAGGAACGUGCGAGUGAGACAGGUGGAAGCAUCAGUGGCCUCAAUGAACAAGGGUGACUGCUUCAUACUGGACGUGGACCACGAUAUUCUGCUGUACGUUGGUGAAAAGGCGAAGAGUGUGGAGCGGCUCAAGGCGAUAUCAGUGGCCAACCAGAUAAGGGACCAGGAUCAUAGCGGGAGGGGAAAUAUUGAGAUUAUUGAUCCGUAUUCGAAUGAGGGCGAUCUGAAUAGAUUCUUCGAGAAACUCGGGUCUGGUGAUCAAGAUUCUGUCUCUGAUGCUGAAGAUGGUGGUGACGAUGAGGACUUCGAGCGCGGUGAAGCAAAGGAGGUGGUGUUGAAUGAAAUUUCCGAUGGCUCUGGAAAAAUGGAGACCAAGAAGCUAUCAGGUCCAUAUAAUAAAGAACAACUCGAUACAAAGGAAUGCUAUAUCUUAGACACCGGUAGCAGCAUCUACGUUUGGAUCGGGAAGCAAUCUAAUGGGAGAGAGAAGGCUGAGUCUAUGAAAAAAGCACAGCAGUACUUAGAGGCUAACAAUUAUCCAUCGUGGGUGCACAUUUCAAAAGUGGUGGAAGGCAUCGAACCCACUGCAUUUAAACAACAUUUCCAAGACUGGAACUAAAAACUUAAGUUAUUACUUGUUUUUUUUUAUGUUAUACUUAAUUUUUCGACAAGUUACAUGUAUCUCUUAUAUGUAUAAUUUAUUUUGUAUAAUUUUAAUGUGAGAUUUUCAUUUUUAAUGUUGUAUUGUAAUUUUGAAUUAUAUUUAAAUAUUAUGUUAUUACCACCCAACUUCACAAAAAGGAGAUUAUCAAUUCGACUGUAUUUUUCGCUUUGUUAUCUCUAAGCUUCCGACUGGGUGAAUCGGUUUCGAUGUUUCUUAUUUUAUUUGAAAACUGGUGCCUCAUGUCUGGUCCAAUUUUCGUCCAGUUCUGACAAUUUGAAGGUGCUUUAGAGUUUCGUAUAAAAUAUUUUAUUCUCUUUUAAUGUUAGUGGUGCAGAGGAUAAAUCCUGUUUCAAAGAAUAAGUAUAAUUUUAUAUUGAUUUGUUUUAAAGGCAUCACUGUGACAAUUUAUUU